Molecule: messenger RNA, 3003 nt
Organism: Schizosaccharomyces japonicus yFS275
Lineage: Eukaryota; Fungi; Ascomycota; Schizosaccharomycetes; Schizosaccharomycetales; Schizosaccharomycetaceae
Product: Sim4 and Mal2 associated protein 2
Exons: 1
Coding region: 175-1212 (345 amino acids)
Source: RefSeq, a predicted model, not a curated record
ACCGCAGAUCAUGAAAGUUACCACCAACGCAAUGUUGCAGAUCAUUGCUACACCAAAAUUGCACCGGAUGAAGAUCCUGUCGACGCUUUAUUAACUGGGUGUGUCGAAUAUUGUUUCACAAAAUUUGCUUUUACAGGAAUGUGAAUCGUUCAUUCUUAGUUAGUUAAUAAGGAAAUGUCUCAAAGAAGAUUCAGUUCUAUUUCGGAAGAGAUUUCUGAUAGCGAGAAUGAGAAUACUCAAUCCGGGCCUCAACGAGCAAAUGAAACGGUAAAGGCACAUUCUUCACUUUCAUCUCAAAAUACCACCUCCUCUACUAAGGAUACUACAAUUAGUUUGCUUCAAAGGCGUGACAACUUGAAGCAAAUAAUAGCAGAUCUUGAGAAUCAGAUUGAAAGAAAAAGAAAGGAACGGCGUCAGGAAAGCAAAAAUAUUGAGGACUUCAUACAGGAACUGCUUCGUAUUGACACUGCACCUGCUCAAGCACAAACAAAAACACUUCAAGUUCCAGAAACGAGUUUUAACGGAUUUUCUCAAAUACCUAGUGGAGAACAAACUUCAUUACUGGAUGAGCAUACUACAUUGGCUGACUUUCAUCCCGGAAUUAUUCAUCCAGUCAAUGUCUCUUUUCACAAUAUUGUGUUUACAAAGCAUAAUACUGAAGUAGUGGAUGAGGAAAAUACGAAACAUCUCUUAUAUGGUACUUCUCGCGAUUUAACUUGUAUGACAUUUCAAGUUGAAUUAAAUGUCCACACUGCUUCUUGGUCAAUAACGAAUCUUCACACAACUGUUCCGGUCUUUGCACAACCCGAGUUGAAUGAAAUCCUUACACGGUCAGGCAAAUUGUCUGACUUGGUAUGUGCUCUUCGAGCAAUCUCUCUAUUCUCUCUAAUUCAUCGACAACGCUGCUUGACAUGGAUCAACUUGUUAAGAAAACAGAUGUCACAAUCGCAUCAAGUACAGGCACGACUGCAAACAUUUUCAAUAUCAAAUCUUCAUUACACGGUGGAUAUUCAUUGGAUCAUCAAAUUUGACGAGUUUGGGUUUGCAAAGUCUAAAUUUAACGUACAUUCAAGGAGAACGAAUGCUAUAAGAAAAAUAGAACAAAAGAAAGAGCUAAACGUAUUUCACCGACUAAAUAUGAUGCUUCAGAAAGCGAUGAAGUUAUACGGACCCGAGCGCGGAAUAGCCAUCAUCAUAGGAUCCCUUUUUUAAAUAUAUCAACGCUGUGUACUUCUAUCAGGACCCUGUGCUCAGAUUAAUAGUUUCCAACAUUAAAGUAGACAUAUGGGAGGGAAUUAAAAAUAGCGGUCAGUGGAAAGGGGACAUGGAAUCUAAACUUCUUCGAGUUUCACUUUUGGUCUUGGGGGAACAGAUGAAGCUUUCGACGAUCGGAAAACUUCCUUCAACAUUAUAUCCCCCUCAACCUUUGCUCGUUUUUUGUAAACACGCGGCCUCUGGUUUUCAGGCUUCUUCGCACCAUGCGUUUUCAGCUUUAUGUUCAGUGCAGUCGGACCAACAUAUGCAGUGGCCUCUUUCACCGCUGUUUGGCAAUCGCCAGUGACGAUAACGUCACAUAAAUGAUCGAACUCUUUGUUAGGGGGAUCAUGAUUCAUCCAAACAACACUUCCCUUUUGUCUCCUGACAGACAUACUCAUCUGCUUAAUGAUUCGCUUUACUCCGGGAAUUUUACACGAAGUACCGGCGAUGAUAAGACAGUCGGGUUUUGAUUUUAAAUCUUGAGUGCAUACAGAGCCAAUUGCUUCCGAAUCGGGAUGAGAUUCGUUGUAUAGCACUAUGCGAGGCCGUAAACAACCCUCUGCCGUAGAUCGCUUUCCAGCAAUCCUUCGAACUUCGUUGCCUAUUCUGCACUCUGGACAGGCUGUUAAGCCGUCCUUCCCAAAAAAGCUUGGAUCAAACUUUUGAAUGUAACCACACUUCGUACAAGACACCAUUUCAAGCGUUCCAUGAAGUGCGAUAGUAAGCGGCCAAGGCGGGGAAGAUGGAAGGGGGAUACUUGUUUCCAGCCCCUCUAACCGAGUUUCCAGAUAAUCAAUGUUUUGAGUAUACAACCGCAAAAGACGCGAUUCCUUAGCCAGUUUCGCCAAGAAGUAGUGAAAGUCUGUUGGAUUGGCAUUUUUUGAAAGUUCAUACAGCUGCUUAAUCAUUUCAUGGAAGAUAUUAACCGUUUCAAUGUUCUUCCCAAAAGAUGUUAGCCUUAAUCCAAUAAUGAUACACGACCAACUGGUCUUUGAACUUACCCUGUAAACGGAAUUAUCAAACAUUUCCUUUCCGGAGAACGAGAUCCCGUAUUCUGAGCGCAGUGUUUUGAAAAGUCCAGUGGAUGAACGAAAGUCGGGAAUUCCUGCUUGACAUGAAAUACCAGCCCCUGUAAAGAUGUGAGAAACAGAAAAACACAUAAUUGUUCAACGCAAUUCGAAGUUGAGAAAAAUCCAAGUUGUCUAAUACUUUUACCAAUUAUACAAAAACAACAGUCCAAUUUCACCCAAACAAAGUAAUAAGCUCGUUGUCCAGACAAAUUGGACCUUUCUCCUCUUCGUUUCACUUCACAAUGGAUUUACAUACCAGUGAUUACGACAAUUCGUUUUGACUUUUGUAAGACGCUUGCCAAUGGCUGUAUAUCAUACCCUGGGAGGCCCAAAUCAAUAAGAAAGCGAGUUUGUUUUGGCACAUUUUUAGUCGAUUGUUUGGCAUUUCCGACAGCCUUUCUUUUUCGGGAAACCGUAGCUUUCGGACCCCCCUUUACAGGAUUUAAUAAAGAGGAAAUGGUCGGAUUGCUCAUUGUUCGUGCCGACCCAGGUAAUGGUAAAGAGAACGUUGUAAAAUUGUCCGCCGCGGAGUACAGCCAGGGCUCUUAUUCAGCGCCCACGUGUUUCAAAGACGACAAUAUGUUGUAGGUUUUUGUUGUGUGGGGUGAUAACUCUAUUUAUUUACUCCUUAGAUAACAUUGGAUAAUCGUAUUUAAAUUAAGGCAAUAUACUGAAC